Fraxinus pennsylvanica is the source of this 1659-nucleotide messenger RNA. The record is from the annotation of a GenBank genome assembly. NCBI's taxonomy places the organism in Eukaryota, Viridiplantae, Streptophyta, Magnoliopsida, Lamiales, Oleaceae.
AUGGAUCUAUAUGUAGCAUUGCUGUGUUUCACUGCUGUCACUUGUUAUCUACUAUGGUUUACCUUCAUUUCCAAGUCAUUGAAAGGCCCACGUGUUUGGCCCGUGUUGGGCAGCUUGCCAGGCCUUAUCGAGAACUCCGACCAGAUGCACGAGUGGAUAGCCGAUAACCUCCGCGCAUGCAGAGGCACGUACCAGACAUGUAUAUGCGCAAUACCCUUAUUGGCCCGGAAGCAAGGCCUUGUGACCGUCACUUGCGAUCCUAAGAAUUUAGAGCACAUUUUGAAAACCCGGUUUGAUAAUUAUCCGAAAGGUCCAACUUGGCAAGCUGUUUUUCAUGAUUUACUAGGCCAGGGGAUUUUCAAUUCGGAUGGCGAGACAUGGCUUGUUCAAAGAAAGACGGCAGCCCUUGAGUUUACCACGCGGACCUUACGUCAAGCUAUGGGUCGGUGGGUGAACCACGCCAUCAAGAAUCGGUUUUGUCGGAUUCUCGAGACAGCUCAACUUGAAGCCAAGCCGGUUGAUUUGCAAGAUCUAUUGCUUCGGCUCACUUUUGAUAACAUAUGUGGCUUGGCUUUUGGGAAGGAUCCGGAAACUCUUGCGCUAGAGAUGCCAGAUAAUAGCUUUGCCUCGGCAUUUGACCGAGCCACAGAGGCAUCGCUGCAGCGCUUCAUUUUUCCUGAAGUUAUAUGGAAACUGAAGAAAUGGCUUCGGCUCGGAAUGGAAGUCAGCUUGAGCCAAAGUCUCGUUCACGUGGACGAGUAUUUGUCCGACAUCAUCAAGACACGUAAGCUCGAGCUGAUGCAUAAGCAAAAAGACGCUAAUGCACAUGAUGACUUGCUAUCAAGAUUCAUGAAGAAAAAAGAAUCCUACUCGGACAAAUUCUUGCAACAUGUGGCACUCAAUUUCAUCCUAGCUGGACGCGACACGUCAUCGGUUGCACUGACCUGGUUCUUCUGGUUGGUCAUGCAAAACCCAAGAGUUGAAGAGAAAAUUAUAUUCGAAAUAUGCACCGUUCUGAGUGAGACACGUGGAAUCAACAUGGAUUCUUGGGUUGACGAGCCUUUAGUGUAUGAAGAAGUUGACCGUUUGGUAUACCUAAAAGCAGCAUUAUCCGAAACACUCCGAUUGUACCCUUCGGUACCCGAGGACUCCAAGCAUGUAGUGGCAGAUGACACGUUGCCAGAUGGUACGUUCGUCCCGACUGGGUCAUCGGUUACAUAUUCGAUAUAUUCGGCUGGGCGAAUGAAGUCCACUUGGGGUGAGGACUGCCUAGAGUUCAAGCCAGAAAGAUGGUUAUCCCCUGAUGGCAAGAAGUUCACUAUGCAUGACUCUUACAAGUUUGUCUCCUUCAAUGCUGGUCCAAGAAUAUGUUUAGGAAAGGACUUGGCUUACUUACAAAUGAAGUCCAUAGCAGCAGCUGUGCUUCUCCGCCACCGGCUGACAGUGGUGGCAGGCCACAAGGUGGAGCAAAAGAUGUCAUUGACAUUAUUCAUGAAGUAUGGCCUCAAAGUGAAUGUGCAUCCAAGGGAUUUAACGUCAAUAGCAUCAAGUAUUAUGAAAGAAGCAGUUGUCACUAAUAAUGAAAAAUGUCAUACAGGUGGCGACACCGUUGGCAUUGACCGUGGGAUUGGUGUUGAUAUGGUGGUUGGAGUAAUCUAA